Cylicostephanus goldi is the source of this 1269-nucleotide messenger RNA. The record is from the annotation of a GenBank genome assembly. Lineage: Eukaryota; Metazoa; Nematoda; Chromadorea; Rhabditida; Strongylidae.
AUGCGCGGUGUCGUCGGACACACCAAGGAAGAGAUGAUGAUGAGGGAAAGGAUGAUGCGCAUGACCGAGGAGGAAAGGACUCGCCUGAAGGAGCACUAUCUCAGAAUCUUCAGGAGAGAGUAUGACAACGCUAAGACCAUCUACGAGAAGGUGCUCUGCCUCAAAUGGCUGGCCAACGCCGGAAUCGACCUGUCUGCUUACGAACUCGAGAAGAUCAUUGUGAACAAGCGCGAAGAACUGCCUGUGCGCAUGGAGGCCAUUGAUGCCCUCCGCCUUCUCAGAGAAGUGAUGCCACGCAAGAUCCAGUCCAUUCUGAUGCCGAUCUACAAGAACCGCCAUGAGGAGCCAGAACUGAGAAUGGCAGCUCUCGUCCGCAUCAUGCACACCCUUCCACACCAGCCAAUCAUUGUCCAGAUCAUCCACACCAUGGAGCGCGAGCCGAACCACCAGGUAGCUAUGUUCACCUACGACCUGCUCCACUCCUUCAUGCACACCACCCACACCUGCUACAAGAAGCUGGCAAUGGAGAUCCGACCUCUGCUGGAGAUGACCCGAUAUGUGCGCGGAGAGCGCCUGCUCACCAGCACCUACAGAUACAUGCCCAUGUUCACUGAGGAUGUGAUGAGCGGCAUCAACAUGGACUUCGCCACGAUCUUCGGAAAGAACUCUGUCUGGCCAAAGGAAGUCAUGAUGUCACUCGACACCGUCUUCAACGGAAUGUGGAACAAGUACCUCUUCCAGCUCGGAUUCUCACAGCAAAACAUCGAGAAACUGAUUGAGAAGAUCACCAACAAACUUGUCAGAAUGGAGAGAGAAGAAGUCGACACCGUUGUUCGCGGACGCCGCAUCCGCGAAUCCAUGGACAUCCUGAAGGAGAUCGCGAAGAAGCUGAACAUCCGUCCUCGUGUCGUCGACACCCGCACUCCUCACGUCAUGCUCUACCUCCGCUACAAAGACAUGGACUAUGCGGUCCUGCCCAUCAACGAGGAGAUGAUUGACAAUCUUCUAGAGAAAUUCAUCAGGUAUGGAAGGUUUGAGACCGAAGAACUCAAACGCCUCUUCAAUCGCGAUCCGGAGUUCAAGCUGCACACCUUCACGUUCCUCUUCGAGACCAUCAAGAAGAUCCCCACCACCAUUGGUCUUCCACUCAUCACCAAGGUCAAGAUGCCAACUGUGUUCUCAGCCGAAGGAGAGUUCAGAAUCGAGAUGGUGAACAACGGUCUCAAGGUCUUCCUCGACACCGAGCCAAUGCUGACCACCACGAAGGUG